AUGGCCACAGAACAGAUCUCGGAGAUAUCUUUGCCACUCAGGACGGCUAAGCAGUCGGUCUCGCAUCCGUUGGCACCACUUAGUGCAGACGAGAUCCGAGACGCUGCGGCGAUCAUCAAAUCGCAAUGGCCAGUCAACACCGAUCUUCACUUCAAGACAAUCACUUUGGAGGAGCCUGCAAAGGCCGAGACCGUCCCCUAUAUUGAAGCCGAAUACCAUGGCUACGACCUGCCCAAGAUCGAUCGCAGGGUGCUCAGCACUUACUAUCUAAGGAAGACCAACAAAUUCCACGAAGCAAUCAUCAACUUGACUCAGAAGACUCUCGAACGCAAUGUACGACUGGGAGCUAAUAUACAUGCCCCUGGUGAUGGUGAAGAGAUCGUUGCGAUCGAGCGAAUCGCUCUUGAAGACGAAGGCGUACAGGCUGAGCUUGCCAAGAUGCAGUUGCCCGAGGGUGCCCAGAUUGUCGUCGAUCCUUGGAUUUACGGUGCCGACGGCAUCAACGAUGACGAGCGCAUGUGGCAGCUGUUCAUGUAUCUGCGCGGCACUGCCGAUGAGAUCGACUCGAACCACUAUGCCAUCCCUCUCCCGUUGUCUCCGGUCGUUAGUGGAGAUGAGAGGAAGGUCAUUCGUAUUGAUUACCUUCCCACGGGGAAGGACAAUUCCAUAAGUGCUCCGCGACCUUACACGGCCAAACCUGCGAACGAAUAUAUCCCGGAGGCACAGCAGCUUCGAACAGACCUGAAGCCUCUGAACGUCGUCCAGCCAGAUGGGGCCAGCUUCAAUGUCACAGAGCAAGGCACGUCCCGUAAGAUUCAAUGGCAGAAGUGGGAGUUCCGAGUUGGCUUCAACCAGCGAGAGGGCAUGGUGCUAUAUGAUGUCCGCUACGAGGGGCGUAACCUGUUUUAUCGCCUCUCGCUCAGCGACAUGAACAUCCCAUACGCUGACCCGCGCCAUCCCUUUCAUAAAAAGUCGGCAUUCGAUCUCGGUGACGCUGGUGCUGGCAUCAUGGCAAACGACCUUAAGCUUGGCUGUGACUGCCUGGGAUCAAUCCACUACUUGUCAGCUGUGCUGAACGACGACAAGGGUGAGCCGCUAGAGAUGCCAAAUGUUGUCUGUAUUCAUGAGCAAGACGGUGGCAUCGGCUGGAAGCACACCAACUACAGGACUGGACGCGCCGCUGUAGUUCGCAACCGUGAGCUGGUGCUGCAAUCUAUCAUCACAGUCUCCAACUAUGAGUACAUCUUGGCGUUCAUGUUCAACCAGGCCGGCGAGAUGACAUAUGAAGUACGAGCUACUGGUAUUUUGUCGACACAGCCGAUCGAUGAGGGCAUUGAAGUGCCAUGGGGUACCGUUGUUCACCCGGGCGUGCUCGCAGCCCACCAUCAGCAUAUCUUCUCACUCCGCGUUGACCCGAUGAUCGACGGCUAUCAUAACCGUCUCGUCUAUGACGAGGCACUGCCGAUGCCCAGGAGUGACUUCAACCCGCAUGGUACUGGCUACUACACCGAGGAGACUGUUAUCGAGAAGUCCGGCGGCUUCGACCUUGAUUAUGACAAGAACCGCACGUUCAAAAUCCAGAACGUGGACGUGCGGAACCCAGUCAAUGGCAAACCGUCUGCGUACAAGAUCCAUGCUCCUCCGUUCCAGAAGAUCCUCUCCGAUACAGAGAGCUUCAACCACAAGCGAGCUGAGUUCUCUGAUCGCAACAUAUAUGCCGUGAAGUACCAUGAUGACGAGCUUUUCGCGGGAGGCAAGUACACAAACCAAAGCAGAGGAGGUACUGGUGUCCGUGGCUGGGCCAACAGGGCUGAGAGGAUCGUCGACGAGGACCUCGUUGUGUUCGUACAGUUCGGCAUCAACCACAUCCCACGCAUAGAGGACUUCCCCGUGAUGCCCUGCGAGGUAAUCAAAGUAUCUUUCAAGCCUGUCAACUUUUUCGACAGGAACCCGGCUAUCGAUGUACCUCCAAGCACCCAGGAAUUCAACAAGAGCACUCUCCUUGGCCAAGUCCACCAACAGAGCACCACCGAAGGUACUAUUCGAGACGGCGGGGUAUGCUGCUCAAAUCCUGCCAGUGCGAAGCUUUAA
This is a messenger RNA of Recurvomyces mirabilis, 2091 nucleotides long. RefSeq lists its product as uncharacterized. The record is from RefSeq and is a predicted model, not a curated record. Gene Ontology annotation, molecular function: primary methylamine oxidase activity; copper ion binding; quinone binding. The transcript has 5 exons. NCBI's taxonomy places the organism in Eukaryota, Fungi, Ascomycota, Dothideomycetes, Mycosphaerellales, Teratosphaeriaceae. Bases 1 to 2091 code for a protein of 696 amino acids. Gene Ontology annotation, biological process: amine metabolic process.